Messenger RNA from Leptopilina boulardi, 1694 nucleotides. Its product is annotated as angio-associated migratory cell protein. Gene Ontology annotation, molecular function: protein binding. The record is from RefSeq and is a predicted model, not a curated record. Lineage: Eukaryota; Metazoa; Arthropoda; Insecta; Hymenoptera; Figitidae. The transcript has 7 exons. Bases 190 to 1437 code for a protein of 415 amino acids.
GUUUUUUUUGAGAAAAGUCUGCAACUCGAAAAAAUUAUAACCUCAAAUAGUAGUUAUAUUAUUGAAGUUGGAAAUUUUUACAAUUAAUAAUAAUAAUCCUAAAUAAAUCAAGUGAUUUUACGAAUAAAUGUUGUAAAUUUCAUUCUUAUUUUUUACAGUGUGCAUGGCAUUAAUAUAAGAUAAAAAAAAAUGUAUCAAAAGAAUACUCCGCCUUUAUCACCUGAUAUGGAACAGGAGAUUGAUGAAAAUGAUGUAGUAUAUUUCGAAGAUUUAGUAGAAAUAAAUGAUGUCGAAGAUUUAGAAAUGGAGAAUAUGGAUGAAAAUGAAGAAGCCGAAGAAAACAAUAAAGAAGUUCCAGAAAGAGAUGAUGCUCUUUGCAUAUUUUCCGGACACACUGGACCUGUAUUUUGUGGGGCUUUAAGUAAAGAUGAAAAUUUAGCAGCAACUGGUGCUGAAGAUGACAAAGCAUUCAUUUGGAAUACAGUCUCCGGUGAUAUAUUAUUUGAAUGUACAGGACAUACAGAUAGUGUGACAUUUGCUGAUUUUAAUUAUGAUGACUCAUUUUUGGCAACUGGCGAUAUGAAUGGAAUUGUUCAAAUUUGGAAAGUCAACGAGAAACAAUGUGUUUGGAAUUUUGACAUGGGAGAUAUGAGUUGGAUGCAGUGGCAUUUUGCAGCUAAUGUUUUGCUUGCCGGAUCAGUUCAAGGUGAAAUUUAUAUGUGGAAAAUACCAGAUGGAGAUUGUAGAAUUUUACCUGGAAGUGGAUCCGGAGUGGAAACUGGAAUUUUAUUACCAGACGGUAAAAGACUUGCUGUGGGAUAUGGGGAUGGAACGAUACGCAUUGUAGAUUUAAAAUCUAAUUCUGUACUUUUCACUGUCACGCAAAAUUUAGGACAUACACAAAAAGUAAUUGCUUUAGAUUGUUACGUUGACAAUAAUUUAAUUAUUUCCGCUGGUAUGGAUGGAAAAACAAUCAUUAGUUCUUCACAAACUGGAAAGGUUUUAAACGUCCUUCAAGAUUUACAAGGAGGUGGUAAUUCAAAUGAGGAAGACGAUGGAAAUUCAAUGGAAGAAAAUCAAGGUAACUGGGCAGAAGCAGUGGCGUUUUAUAAAGAUCCCGAGCAUCAAAUUGCAGCAACUGGAACUAUAAAUGGGGAAAUUUUCAUUUGGGAUAUUGCCAAAAAAAUGGUUAGACACAAAAUUGAACAGAAAAGUGGAAUUAGUAAAUUAUUAUGGAAAGAAGGGACUGCUUUACUUUUUGCUGCAAGUUUAGAUGGAAUAUUAAGAGUGUUCGAUGGUAAAUCAGGUGAAUGCGUUCGAUUAUUUAUCAGUCAUAGUGCAGAUAUCUUCGACUUGUGUUUAUCGAGGAACGGAAAGAAAGUUUUAACAACGUCCGAAGAUAAAACAGCGAGAAUUUUUGAAAUCGAUAUACAUUAAUUUUAACGAAUUAUUAACAACGCAGAAGUUUAGGCAAAUUUCAGCCAUUUAUAAAAGUCUAUUUAUUACUUGUUAAGUUUAGAAAUUAUGCAAUAGAUCAAUUAAAAGGAAUAAUACAAUUAAUUAGAGAAAGUAUCAAACAAUUUAUUAGCUAAGAUACUUCAACAAUCAACAGUUUUACAAAAAAAAUAUUUUACAGCUUUUUUUUUUUACUAUAUACUAUAUACAGAAAAAAAUAAAUCACAAUUUAUAGGAGA